Messenger RNA from Balaenoptera ricei (Rice's whale), 3131 nucleotides. RefSeq names its product DEAD-box helicase 24 (gene DDX24). Bases 206 to 2848 code for a protein of 880 amino acids. Lineage: Eukaryota; Metazoa; Chordata; Mammalia; Artiodactyla; Balaenopteridae. The transcript has 10 exons. Gene Ontology annotation, cellular component: nucleolus. The record is from RefSeq and is a predicted model, not a curated record. Gene Ontology annotation, molecular function: nucleic acid binding; ATP binding; RNA helicase activity.
AAGGCGUGCGUGAGCGCAAGCCCCUCCCCGGAACUGCGGUGGACGCGGCCGAGGAGGGCUGGUGCAGCAGUGUCUGAGGCGGUUGGUCGGCGUCCCUCUACGGUUCUAUUUUUCUCGGCCUUUCUGAAAGGGGAGAACGUGGCUCGAGUUCCAGUCUGACGACUUGUGCAUAGAUCACUUGUUUUUAAAUCACUUAAAAGCAACCAUGAAGCUGAAAGAGAAAAAAUCGAGGCCAGAGCCCCCAAACUAUGGCAGAAUUCAGAGGAAGGGCAUCAAAGUUGUGGGAAAAUGGAAGCAGGUGAAGAUUGACCCAAAUAUGUUUGCAAACGGACAGAUGGAUGACUUGGUGUGCUUUGAGGAACUGACGGAUUAUCAGUUGGUCUCCUCUGGGGAGGGUUCCUCCAGUCUCUUCUCAGAGGAGGAGCCCAAGAAGAGAAAGUCACAAGCUGUUUCAGAAGGAGAGGAGGAAGGAGAGCCUCCCUCCUCAAAGAAAAAGAUGAAGUUGAAGAAGAGUAGAGAUGUGGAAACUGAAGGAAGCAGUGCCCAGAAAGUGUUUGAGGGCAAAGAUACUGAGCCAGAGCCCCAGGGAGAUGGCACAGUUUGUCCUGAUCCAGAGGUAGGGGAGAUGGCAUCAGAAAGCCCGGCCCAGACGGUUCCAAAAAAGAAGAACAAGAAAGGGAAAAAAAAAUCAGAGCCUCCCCAGGGUACUAUUCCGAAGGUGCCCAAAAGAGCAAAGACGUGGAUGCCUGAAAUGCGUGAUCACAAGGCAGAUGUGUCAGCUUGGAAGGAUCUGUUUGUACCCAAGCCAGUUCUCCGAGCGCUCAGCUUCCUAGGCUUCUCUGCGCCCACACCAGUCCAAGCUCUGACCUUGGCACCUGCCAUUCGUGACAAACUGGACAUCCUUGGGGCUGCUGAGACAGGAAGUGGGAAAACUCUUGCCUUUGCCAUUCCAAUGAUUCAUGCAGUGCUGCAGUGGCAGGUGAAGAAGAAGCCUAUCCCAGCUCUAAGUAACACAGGAGCACCACUUGGGGAGACCAGUAAUGAGGCUGGAGUUGAGACAGGAUCACCAGGCAGGGCUGGAACUGAGUCUGGAGCUUUGCCUGCUGAGAUUGGAAUUGAGGGUGAAGCACUGCCCAGGGAGGCUGGAGCGAAGGCUAGAGCACCACGCAGCCAGGCAAGAGGCAAGAUUGGAGCUACAGUCUCAAACCAGGUGCUGCCCUCCUGUGAUGAUGAUGAUGAUGAUGAUGAUGAUGAUGAUGAUGAUGAUGAUGAUGAUGAUGAUGAUGCCGCCGGUGAAGGACCUUCUUCCCUGAUCAGGGAGACGGCCAUUCCCAAACAGGAUGAAAACAAGGAGGACAAGCUUGAUGAAGAGCAGACUAGAAAGUUCAAACAAGAAUUGGGUGGCAGAAUUGCACAUCCAAGGCGUCCUCUGCUUGGACUGGUUCUGACUCCCACUCGAGAGCUAGCCGUUCAAGUCAAACAACACAUUGAUGCUGUGGCCAAGUUUACAGGCAUUAAAACUGCUAUUUUGGUUGGUGGAAUGUCCACACAGAAACAGCAGAGGAUGCUGAACCGUCAGCCUGAGAUUGUGAUUGCCACUCCAGGCCGGCUGUGGGAGCUAGUUAAAGAAAAGCACCCUCAUUUGAGCAACCUUCGGCAGCUCAGGUGCCUGGUGGUCGAUGAGGCUGACCGCAUGGUUGAGAAAGGCCACUUUGCUGAGCUCUCAAAGCUGCUAGAGAUGCUCAGUGAUUCCCAGUACAACCCAAAGAGACAGACACUUGUUUUUUCGGCCACGCUGACCCUGGUACAUCAGGCUCCUGCUCGAAUCCUUCACAAGAAGCACGCUAAGAAAAUCGACAAAACUGCCAAACUUGACCUCCUCAUGCAGAAGAUUGGCAUGAGGGGCAAGCCCAAGGUCAUCGACCUCACAAGAAAGGAGGCCACGGUAGAGACACUGACAGAGACCAAGAUCCAUUGUGAGACUGAUGAGAAAGACUUUCAUCUGUACUACUUCCUGAUGCAGUAUCCAGGCCGCACCUUAGUGUUUGCCAACAGUAUCUCCUGCAUCAAACGCCUCUCUGGGCUCCUCAAAGUCCUGGAUAUCAUGCCACUGACCCUACAUGCCUGCAUGCACCAGAAGCAGAGGCUCAGAAACCUGGAGCAGUUUGCCCAUCUGGAGGAUUGUGUUCUCCUGGCAACAGAUGUGGCAGCUCGGGGCCUGGAUAUUCCUGCAGUCCAGCAUGUCAUCCAUUACCAGGUCCCUCGUACCUCGGAGAUUUAUGUCCACCGAAGCGGUCGAACUGCUCGUGCCGCCAGUGAAGGCCUCAGCCUGAUGCUGGUUGGGCCUGAGGACGUGAUCAACUUUAAGAAGAUCUACAGAACCCUUAAGAAAGAUGAGGACAUCCCACUGUUCCCUGUGCAGACAAAGUACAUGGAUGCAGUCAAGGAGCGAAUCCGUUUAGCUCGACAGAUUGAAAAAGCUGAGUAUCGCAACUUCCAGGCUUGUCUGCACAACUCUUGGAUUGAGCAGGCAGCGGCUGCCCUUGAGAUCGAGCUGGAAGAGGAAAUGUAUAAGGGAGGAAAAGCUGACCAGCAAGAAGAACGUCGGCGACAAAAGCAGACGAAAGUUCUGAAGAAGGAGCUGCGCCAUUUACUCUCCCAACCGUUGUUUAAAGAUGACCUGAAAACCAAGUAUCCCACUCAGUCUGGCAAGCUGCCCGAGCUCGUGUCCGCCCCAAGAAAUGGUGAGUCCGCGCUGAGCUGCCUCUCCAAACAGAAGAAGAAGAAAAAGAAGCAGCCAGAAGAGCGGCAGCAGGAACAGCCGCAGCCAAGCACAAGUGCAAACUAACCGCCCCCCGGUCAGCAUCUGCUGGUGACCGCACGUUGUGUCUGUGUUCUCUGGUUGUACGGAAAACCUUCGCACCUUUGACUUCACUCCACUGUCAGCCCCAGUUACAAAACUCUCCCUCUCUUCCACACCACCUCCCGUAGCAGGAGAGACCUCAUGCAGAUCUGUGUUGUUUCACAGUAAGAAUUCUAUGUAGCAGCUUAUAUAUUUCUGCAUUCCAGUGUUGACAGGCUUCUUGUAUGGUUAACUUGAUUUCCUCAAUUAAAAACAAUGGUCAGAACCA